Molecule: messenger RNA, 2061 nt
Organism: Saprolegnia parasitica CBS 223.65
Lineage: Eukaryota; Oomycota; Saprolegniomycetes; Saprolegniales; Saprolegniaceae
Exons: 4
Coding region: 45-2000 (651 amino acids)
Molecular function (GO): ubiquitin-protein transferase activity
Source: RefSeq, a predicted model, not a curated record
CUUCUAUCGUCUAGAGGAAGAGUCGAGCGAUCGCUUGCUGCAGAAUGGACUCCGCCAUGGCGCUGCGCCGCCGCCUCGAGUCGCCCAACGACGCGCCGACCAACUUCUUCUUCUACGCGUCCAUCAUCAUCAUGUUCGUCUCGUGCGGCUUGUACAACUUCUUCUUCAAGCGCCGGCUCGAGGCGCAGCUCCUCGCGCAGCAGCAGGUCCAGGAGCAGAUCUACCGCCAAGACGUCAUUGCGAGCGACCAAGACAUGGACAACCUCUGGGCGUGCGAAGUGUGCGAUUUCAAAAACUACGACGGCCACAAGACGUGCAUCCUCUGUGGCACCGAGCGCGAGUUCUCGCUGUAUGGGAAGACGACGUCUUCCAAGCGCGGUCUGGACGAGACCAAGUCGACCGAGUUUGUCUUGAUGAACGACGCAACGCCGCGGACGCUCCAGAAGCAGCGGCUCUUUCUUAAGAGCAAGCUCAAUAGCCUCAACGCGCGGCAAAAGGGCGCGCGGCGCCGCCAUGACUGGGUCCGCAACUAUGACGAGAGCGUGGGUCACAUGGUGUGGGGUCGAAAGAAGCACGAACGGACUCUCAAGCGCAUCGCCAAGCCGCACGACCAUGCGAUCGAUACGCUCGAGAGCCACCCGCUGGGCAUCCUGCGCGACUCGUCGUCGAGCGUCGGAUCCGUCGGCAGUGUCCAGAGCGUCGGGUACAUCUCCAAGCUCAUUACGUCGCCGUCGAACCCGGAUGGCCGCAUGUCGUUCGAGAUGGCCGAAGGCCAAAGCGCGUCCCAGAACUUUGUGCACAACGGCGCAAUGGUGUUUUCGCCGGCCGAGCUCAAGACGGUCUCGGGCCUGACGUUCCAGCAAAAGCACGCGUGGUUUGUUCAGUACACGUCGACGAUGGAGAUUCCGUGGGAGUAUGGCCACAUGCUGCUUGAGAUUGAUCGGUCCAACUUACUGCACAACUCGUGCGAGCAACUUCUGUGGGCGACGCCGGACCAGCUGCACCAGUCGAUGCGCAUCAAGUUUAUGAACGAGCCGGGCGUCGACGCGGGCGGCCUCGAGCGCGAGUGGUUCACGCUCAUGACGCAAGAGAUCUUUGACGAGAGCACGGGUCUCUUCUCAUCGUGCAUGGGCCACAACGCGUACAUGAUCCGUGCGACGUCGAGCGAGGCCAGCGAGGACCACCUCAUGUACUUUCAAGCCAUUGGGCGGUUUCUCGGCCGCGCGCUCUUUGAAGGCAUGCUCAUUGACGCCCACUUGUCGCUGCCCAUGUACAAGCACAUCCUGGGCAUCCCGAUUACGUUUUCCGACCUCGAGUUUAUUGACGUCGACUUGUACAACAACCUGCGUUGGCUCAAGCAGAACCGAGGCGUCGAGUCGCUCUGCCUUGACUUUAGCGUCAGCGUCGCUCAGUACGGCUCUGCGCCAUUGACGGUGGAUUUGUGCCCGAACGGCCGCAACAUUCCGGUGACGGACGACAACAAGGACGAGUAUGUCUACCGGCGCUUCAAGUGGAUCAUGAUGAGCAGCAUCUCGUACCAGCUCGCGUCGCUUGUCAAGGGCAUCUACAGCGUCGUGCCGGCCGAGCUCCUCUCGGUGUUUGACCACCAAGAGCUCGAGCUGCUCAUGUGCGGCAUUCCCGACAUCAACGUGGCCGACUGGAAGGCGCACACGACGUACCUCGGCGAGUGCGACGCGAUGGUCAUCGACUGGUUUUGGGAAAUCGUCGAGGACUUUAGCACCGAGCAGCGUGCCCGCCUUCUUCAGUUUACAACCGGCUCAGCCCGCGUGCCGGUCCAGGGCUUCAAGACACUAACGAUGAACGACGGCCGCAUCUGCCUCUUUGCGAUCCAAGGCAUCCGAAAGGAAGAGUGCUUGUACCCGCGCGCCCACACGUGCUUCAACCGCCUCGAUCUGCCCAUGUACUCGACAAGGAAAGACCUCGAGACGGCGCUCAUGAUGGUGAUCAAGAUGGAAGUCACUGGGUUCACUAUCGAGUGAGUCGUCGUUGCUGUCCGUGCUGUGCUUUUUAUCUAAUAUACAAGUUGCCUUUGUGUAUCGC